AUGGCGCAAAUAUUUGAAAGAGAGGACAAGCCUAACGGAGCAAUUCAAUUCAUCUUGAAAGAGAGCAAAACUUACCAGAAGGGGCAAUAUGCCAUUCAAAUGAGUUACUACAGAGGAAAGGUUUAUUACCACUUUCAAGACAACAAUAAUGGAAAGCAGAUGAGUCUGCCGGAUGACCUGUUCGACACCCUUUACGAGCAGUAUUUUGCAAUGAAGGUUGCUGUCGACGAAGUGCGGAAACAGAAUAUGGGGCCGCCAAGUCCACAACUCCUUGUGGUGGCAUCAAGAAAGAAACGUAGGGUGGUGGAUCUCGAGGGAGAUGAUGAUUUCUAACUCGAACUCCAAGAAGAAAAAAAAUAAACAAACGAGGACACUAUAGAUAAUUAAUAUAUUCAUGUAGUUUGUAACAAUGAA
Molecule: messenger RNA, 414 nt
Organism: Ostrea edulis (European flat oyster)
Lineage: Eukaryota; Metazoa; Mollusca; Bivalvia; Ostreida; Ostreidae
Exons: 3
Coding region: 1-333 (110 amino acids)
Source: RefSeq, a predicted model, not a curated record